AUGGCCACCGCCGACGCCUCCACCGCCAGCGUGCCCCACCCCGUCACCGCCGCCGACCCCUCCGACGCCGCCGCGCACCCCCCCGUCGCCAAGAGGCGGGGCAGCUACAACUGCGGCCGCUGCGGGCUGCCCAAGAAGGGCCACGUCUGCUCCAUCCCCGGCCCGCCCUCCGCCGCCGCCGAGUCCAAGCCCAGGCGCGCGCUCUCCUUCGACGAGGCGGCGGUCCUGACGGUCGCGCCCUUGGCGGUGGCGGCCCCGCCGCGCCCGCCGGAGAAGAGGGCCCGGGUGGAGGUGGUGGACGUGGACGGGCCGGACCCGGAGGAGGCCGCUGCCCACCACCGGUGGGUCGCGGUCGGGCCGGGCAGGCGCGUGCCCGGGGAGGUCCUCAUCGAGGUGCUCCGCCGCCUGGCCCCGCGCGGCGUGGCCGCCGCCGCCGCCGUCAGCCGCGGCUGGCGCGACUGCUCGCGCCGCGUCUGGCGCGGGGCCCAGGAGGUCCGCCUCCGCGCCGCCAGCGUCACCACCGUCGGCGCGCUGCUCCCGCGCUGCCCCGCGCUCUCCAGCCUCGUGCUCCGGAUGGAAAGUGAUGUUGACGCCACCAUGCUUGCAUGCCUUGCAUUUUCCUGCCCAAACCUGCAAUCUCUGGAGAUAAGCAUGGCUGAUGGUGCAGUCAACCGGAUGACUGGGGAUGAGCUAACUAGGUUUGUUUCGGAGAAGAGGUCUCUCACAGUUCUCAAAGUUGAUCGAUGUGGUAGUCUUGGUUUUCUUAAUAUAAGCUCUCCAAGCCUCACAACCCUUUGGCUGUCAGAUCUUUCUCCCCUAACAAAGUCGGUCAUUAACUGUCCUAAUUUGAGUGAGCUCUCACUGAUUUUUUCGCAACAAAAUAAUGAUGAUUCUACCGAUCUGAUUAGUCUGAUGGAUAGUCUGGGACGUACCUGCUCAAAUUUAAGAAACCUGCACAUCUCCUCAGUUCACUUAUGCAAUGAGGCUGUGUUUGCUCUUGGUAGUGCUAAUCCCAGUGGAUUAUGCAUGCUUUCAUUGCUUCUAGGCAAAAAAAUAACAGAUGCAGCUGUUGCAUCUAUUGUUCGUUCGUAUACGAGCUUGGAGUUGCUUGAUUUAAGCGGAUCUGGUAUUACUGAUAAUGGGAUUGGGAUGGUCUGCAAAGCAUUCCCUGAUACUCUAACUCGGCUGCUCCUUGCUAUGUGCCCAAAUAUUACCUCAUAUGGAGUCCAGGUGGCUGCAACACAGUUGCCACUUCUUCAGCUCAUGGACUGUGGGAAGAGCUUAUGUGCUAACACGCAGCCUGAAAAAGGGAGAUCAUACUUUGGUGAUCUCAAUGGAGGGGUUAGGUUUUGCUCAAAACAACAAACUGCCCGGAAGCAACAACCUACUUUCCAAAAGCUGAUUAUAAAGCAUGCUAAUCUGAAAAAGCUAAGUCUUUGGGGCUGCUCGGCGGUAGAUGCCCUAUAUGUAUGUUGCCCAGAGCUGAAUGAUCUGAACCUCAACUCUUGCACAAAUCUCAAUCCAGAGCGGUUGCUUCUUCAGUGUCCAAACUUGAAAGAUGUUCAUGUGUCUGGAUGCCGUGAUAUGUUGAUCGGAGCAAUCAGAAACCAGGUUCUGAAUGAAUUUGCUGGAGCAGAGCCUCGCAUGCCCUGCAAGCGCCUAGCGGAUGGCUCGAAGCGGGUGCAAGUCCCGCACUUCAUGAUAGAGCAGCUGUUUGAGGAUGACAAGGCCGGAGGAUCACCGCGGAGCCAAUGCACUGUUCAUCUGAAGUGAAGCAAUGUAGUCACUUGCAGAGGUGGGUGAAUAGCUAGCAGUCCUAUUUGGUCGACAUGAAAGGAAGAUUAGUGAGGCUGUAAUGUAGAAGGCUGGUUGAGAUCUCACAUAAUUUGGUUGGUAGCCUGAUGUUGUAAACUGUACAAGAUUCUUGCUCUUUGUUUUUAUGUGAUAUUUUCUUUCUUCCCAACUGAUUUCUGUAGGACAAUA
Molecule: messenger RNA, 1983 nt
Organism: Lolium rigidum
Lineage: Eukaryota; Viridiplantae; Streptophyta; Magnoliopsida; Poales; Poaceae
Product: F-box/LRR-repeat protein 17-like
Exons: 11
Coding region: 1-1773 (590 amino acids)
Molecular function (GO): protein binding
Source: RefSeq, a predicted model, not a curated record